AUGUCCAACAUUGCCCUAAUAUUACAAACUGCAGAGCAUACGUAUACUAAAGUUACUCGAAAGUCCAAAAAACCAAUCAAAUGGGAAGAAUCAAUAAAAGAAAAAAUUAACAAAUUCUCGAAACAUGAAGAAAACUUAAAGACCUACAAAAGCAACAAAGAGAAGAUGUCGAAAGAAAAUCCAACACAAAUCAAAAGAUUGGCGCGAACAGAAAAGAUUGCAUUAAAUAAAGUCAAAGAUAUAGACAAGUUAUUAGCGUUUCUAGACACAUACAUAUUGGUAUAUAACCAAAAAAAAUUACAAGCUACAAGAAAAAAAAGAGUGGAUGAGAAAGAAUACGUUAUUUGA
This is a messenger RNA of Vairimorpha ceranae, 348 nucleotides long. RefSeq lists its product as hypothetical. The record is from RefSeq and is a predicted model, not a curated record. Bases 1 to 348 code for a protein of 115 amino acids. The transcript has a single exon. NCBI's taxonomy places the organism in Eukaryota, Fungi, Microsporidia, Nosematidae.